CUCUCUCUCUUUCUCUCUGUACGAUCCUGCGUGACUUACCGACGCCUGUCCCACUCCCGUGCGCUCAUCACCGGAGCCAAGCGGAAGAAACGCUCUCUGAAUCGGCCGUGAUAUCCCACGAUCAGGAAAUACCAUUCAAACUUAUCACAGCUGUUGCUUUGUGGAGCUUCCUUCUCCGUUAGACCAAUUUUUACCGACUAGAAAACUUUUUUGGUUGGGGGAGGAGAGAUGCGGGUGGUAAACAGUCUGGCCGAACCGUGAAUCCACUAACGGAGCAUUAAAAACCACCGGAGAGAACCGGAGAAGCGCUUGACGAGCGACAUCCAUCAUCACGGUCCGCUGUUUCUGUUGAGCGACACCGCAGAGGCGACUGAAUAUGCUGGAGUGGCUGAGUGAAGUCUUCUGGCAGGAGCGUCUGUGGUUCCCGGAGGGUCUGGGAUGGGCUGAUCUGGAGGACCGUGAUGGGCGGGUCUACGCGAAGGCACGGGAUUUGUGGGUGGCGCUGCCAAUUGCCGUCCUGUUUCUUGUAAUUCGACAGGUCUUUGAGAGAUAUGUUGCUACACCAUUAGCCUCUCUGCUGGGCGUAAAGGAAACAGUCAGACGGCGAGUUACAUACAACCUCACACUGGAGUCCUACUAUUGCAACACAACGAAAAACCCCACGCAGAGUUCAGUAGCGAAACUGUGCAAGCAGACGGGAUGGACGGAGCGACAAGUUCAGCGCUGGUUCAGGCGGCGCAGGAAUCAAGACAGACCCAAUCUUCUCAAGAAGUUUCGUGAGGCCAGCUGGAGAUUCGCCAUUUAUCUUCUCGCCUUCAUCGGUGGUCUGGUUGCCCUAAUAGAUAAACCCUGGUUAUAUGACCUGGAGGAGAUGUGGAAAGGCUUCCCCACUCUGACACUCCUGCCGUCUCAGUACUGGUACUACAUGCUGGAGCUGGGUUUCUACACCUCCCUUCUCUUCAGUGUGGCAUCUGAUGUCAAACGUAAAGACUUCAAAGAGCAGAUCAUUCAUCACAUGGCCACCAUCAUGCUGAUCAGCUUCUCCUGGUGUGUUAAUUACAUCAGAGCGGGAACACUCAUCAUGUUCAUGCAUGAUUCAGCCGACUAUCUGCUAGAGUCAGCUAAGAUGUUUAACUACGCGAGAUGGAAGAACGCAUGCAACUACAUCUUCAUCCUGUUUGCUGUGAUCUUCAUCGUCACACGCCUCAUCAUCUUCCCUUUCCGGAUCAUGUAUUGUACAUGGGUGUAUCCCGUGACCCUGUACCCUCCGUUCUUCGGAUAUUACUUCUUUAACGGGCUGCUGCUGAUUCUGCUGUGUCUGCACAUCUUCUGGGCCGCGCUGAUCAUACGCUUGGCCUUCCGCUUCUUAAGCAGUAAUUCAUCGGUAGAAGACGAGAGGUCCGACCGAGAAGAGACGGACGAGUCAGAAGAGGAAGAACCGAUGAAAAAUGGUGAGAUAAAGAAGAACGGACCAGCUCGGAACGGCCACGCUACAUAUAACAACAACCACAAAAAAACAGAGUGAUGUCUUGAGAGGACAGGAUGCAGAAACGUUCAGAAACCCAGAGAUUCUUCCAUUCCUGAGGCAGAACAGAGGCGGGUGAAGAACAGAGUAUCGAUUGCUGUCUACACUACAGACAAACACACACAAACAUGUCGUCAUCACACGAACACGGGCACGCCGUGCCAAACUCCUCUAUCUGGAGGGACAAACAGGGAGCAAUGCUGCCUCUACUGACUUAAGCUUACCGGAGCAGAUCGCCUAAAAAAUCGACAUCAUUUACCGAUGCCGUUCCACAUCUCUUUGACUUCCUUGCGGCUGUUUAUAGCAGAAUGUCCAAACAUAUGCCCAUACAAUGAAAAUCAAUGACCACAGCAGUCAAGCAAGAUUUUCAGUCUGUCCAUCACACAAAUCCUUUAAAUAUCUCAUAUGGACUGCUUUUACGCUGCGUUCUUAUGCUUGCUACAGCUUGAAAUUCUCUAAUUUCAUUGCAUGGAGGACAGCUACGGAAGCCCGCGGAAAAAAAAAAAGAACAGGUAAUUGUAACUUUUUAGCUCACAGACUUUGUUUUUCACAAUUCUGAGAAAAAAGUCAGAUAAACACAGAAUUUAAGAUAUAAACUCAGAAUUCUGACUUUUCCCUCACAAUUCUGAGUUUACAUCUCACACUUAAUUGCGAGAGAAAAAAGUCAGAAUUCUGAGAUAAAAAGUUGCAAUUACUUUAUAUUCUGUGGCUUCCAUAGAAAGCAGCUCAGACAUUAUGGUAAAAAAAAGAUCUUAUGAGUAAAUGAUGUCAGAAUUAUUUUAGGUGAGCUGUGUCUUUGAACAGUGCCUUCUUUUGCCAUUGUUUGCUCUUUUUCAUGCCUUGUUUUUAGUUUCUAAUUCAAAAAACUGCAAGUUACUGCAUCAGAGUAUAAACAUCCAUCUAUAAUACAUUAUUUUUCAACUGAAUGCUAAACACAUUUAGAUACCAAGUCUUAAAGUGCGGCCACAAUCGUCCAUUGUCAAUACUGUAGCGAUGUCUGAAGAACAUCUCACACAGAAGCCACUUUCAAACAAACAGAUUACUGAUUACACAAGAUGGUCAAGCACAUUCACUGCAUCGACAAAACUGAACCCGUUGCGUAAUCUUUGUGAGGAAAUCUUUCACCCGCAUCGUGGUGACUGACUGUAAAUAAUGCAUUUAUGCAAUGGAAAUGGUUACUAAAAAGGUUUUGUUUUGUAUGAUGCUGCAUUUACGACUCUAAAGACGGUCUGCCAGGACAUCACAAACCAAAAAUUACUGAGUGUAUCUUAAAAUAUGGCCAAAUGUUACUAACUUUCUAACGGAAUGUGUAAACCAAAGGAAAACCAUGCAGUUCACUGCUAGUUCUUUUGACGAGAAAACCACUACCAUUCACUUUAUGAAUGUGGUAUUAAACCCGUAUUUAACACUGAACAAACACGUAUUGGCCAGUUGUAGCGUGUUCAUUUUCACACAGAUUCUAAAUAUUCACAAGCUGCCAGCCAAAGAUAGAACGAAUGUGUGUGAGUGUGUUGUGGUUUGUCGCCACUGAAAACGUCUUGCUUUCUUACAUCCCGAGCAGCUGAGAUGACUUAGGAUCUUGUCAUUUCUCUCCGUUGCAGCGGCCAGUAAUUUCUCUACAGAUUCAAUCCCACAGCUCUGACUAACCUGCUUCAUCUUAAUCAUCUCAUUCACUUCGCAUUUCUUUGGCCUGCUCUGAUUUCAUCAUUCCUCCCGUUGUCCUUUGUCAGCUGCCCAUCAUUCUCUUCAGUACAUUGUUUCAGAUGCAGUCGAGUCGAUUACAGUGUUAUCUUUAUUUUGUAUUUUCAUGUGUUUUGUUAUAUGAUGAUAUUAUUAUGGAGGAUGUCGACAAUAAAAUGCUCAGUGCGAGUCACGCUUGA
Labeo rohita (rohu) is the source of this 3405-nucleotide messenger RNA. It is a transcript of the gene cers2b, whose product is annotated as ceramide synthase 2b. Gene Ontology annotation, biological process: ceramide biosynthetic process. The transcript has 11 exons. Lineage: Eukaryota; Metazoa; Chordata; Actinopteri; Cypriniformes; Cyprinidae. The record is from RefSeq and is a predicted model, not a curated record. Gene Ontology annotation, cellular component: membrane. Bases 377 to 1525 code for a protein of 382 amino acids. Gene Ontology annotation, molecular function: DNA binding; sphingosine N-acyltransferase activity.